Aspergillus oryzae RIB40 is the source of this 369-nucleotide messenger RNA. RefSeq lists its product as uncharacterized. The transcript is spliced from 2 exons. Bases 1 to 369 code for a protein of 122 amino acids. Lineage: Eukaryota; Fungi; Ascomycota; Eurotiomycetes; Eurotiales; Aspergillaceae. The record is from RefSeq and is a predicted model, not a curated record.
AUGAAGCUUUCCACGCUGACAGGUGUCUCCCUGAUGUCGGUGUCCGCUGGGUGGCUAUGGUUCCUACAGCGUCUGCUCGAGGACCAGGGGAAGAGAAAGUCUGCUUGUGAUUUCGACGGCUCGGCCUCGAUUCAGUCUCCCAAGGAUCUAUCUGGUACCUGCAAGUCUUUGGUUAGCCAGGCGGGAUCGGCGGGGACAGGCAAGGUCACUUCUCAUCCUACUGGUGGUGGUAGCGCGGCUAGUACCUCUACUUCUGAGGGCGCGUCUUCUGGUAUUGUGAGCCCUGUUGCUGUGAGAGUGAGUGGUUGGUUUGGGGUGGCGUACUUUGUUGCGGCGGCUGUGGCGGGUUUCUUGAUGGUUUCUCUGUAA